Oppiella nova is the source of this 952-nucleotide messenger RNA. Lineage: Eukaryota; Metazoa; Arthropoda; Arachnida; Sarcoptiformes; Oppiidae. The record is from the annotation of a GenBank genome assembly.
CCCUAAUCUAUACAUACUGUACACGUGCGCCAUAGGGCUGGGCAUGGGCUCCGGUAUCAUCAACUGUGUGGUGAACGUAUGGAUCAUAGAGAUGUGGCUCCAGAAGAGUGCACCCGUACUACAGGUACCGGGGCUGACCUUUGGGUUGGGGACUAUCGUGUCACCCCUACUACUGAAACCCUUUUUAAGGGAUAAAUACUCGGGUGAUUCAGACACCACCACCACUGGCACCGGUAUUACGGUGUCAACACCUGAUUCGGUAACCUAUGCCUACAAUGAAGACUAUGAGGAGCACAGGCGCUCACUAUUAAAGACACCUUUCCUUAUACUGGGAAUCAUACAAAUGAUUUAUCAGACACUAGACAAUCACUCCGGCAAGCACCGGGAGUCGGUCACCAACACUGACCCUGGUGACCAGUGGAAAUUAUUUGACAAAUACCCUAAAUAUCGAUGGCCGGCCAUACUAUUAGGCGGUGUAUUUGUUGGCAGUUUUAAUUUGGUCGAGGCUUCGUACUACACAUUUGCAUCCACGUACUUUCAAUACUGUCCCCUUAAGGUCAGUGCCACAAAGGCCAUGGAUGUAAUCACGGCGUUCACCACACCCUACACGGUGUUCAGAGGGCUCAGCAUUUUUGUGGCCAUUAAACUGUCCUCGAAAUACAUGCUUAUUAUCCACCAUCUAGCCUGUGUAAUAGGUAUCGUAUGCCUGGUGUUUGGUCGCAGUAAUAUGACCAUGCUAUACGUGGCCAAUGUGGUCAUGGGGAUCGGCAUAUCGGCUAUAAUACAGUCCAUAUUCGCAUUCGUUGGCCAACACAUCCGUAUGACUGAUAUGGUGGGAACGGUACUCAUAGUAUUCAUGUCGUCAUUCAAUAUACUGCCCCCAUAUCUCAUCGGACUGUAUAUUAAGUCUUUUUCCGAUAUGUUUAUACUAUUUGAGGCGCUUAUGCUCGGG